Messenger RNA from Anopheles arabiensis, 2182 nucleotides. RefSeq names its product G protein-activated inward rectifier potassium channel 3-like. Lineage: Eukaryota; Metazoa; Arthropoda; Insecta; Diptera; Culicidae. The transcript has 5 exons. Gene Ontology annotation, molecular function: inward rectifier potassium channel activity. Gene Ontology annotation, biological process: potassium ion import across plasma membrane; regulation of monoatomic ion transmembrane transport. The coding region runs from base 304 to 1839 and encodes 511 amino acids. The record is from RefSeq and is a predicted model, not a curated record. Gene Ontology annotation, cellular component: plasma membrane.
AUCGAUCGCACAAGCUAGCGAGCGGUCGCGCGGUCACCGCAGUCGAACGAAAGCACCCCGCACGAGAUUAGUCUUGAACGCACGCUCGGUACGAUUAAAUCGAUUCGUAGCCGAUUCCAUCACCUGUGGGUGUUUUAGUAGUGCGCAGGAGGCUUGCUGCUGCUGCUGCUGCUGGUGUGUGGUGACUGUGCGAAGUAAGAGAUGCCUUCUGCUGUACCGUGCUAUAGCAUCUGAAUCUGUGUGUAAGCGAGCGGAUCAGGACUAGAGGAUUUGGGAGCUUGGGGAGAUUAAGGACGCUCCAAAAUGAGCUUCGGACAGCGCAAAAACUUUACCGUGCCGGUGGAUGCAGAAUCGCCCGAAGCACGAGACGAUGCCAAGCUGCUCCCGCUGGGACCGUUCGACAAGAUACCGCCGAUCAUAAUCGACGGACAGGAUCCACCCAAAACACCGAUCACACCGACCACGCCGAUCAUUUACUGUCCGCAGUCACCGUCGGCGACUAGCAAAAGGAGUCGAGCAUUACGACCGGGAACGACGCGAAAGUACCGUCGACGGGCGAUUCUGAAGAAUGGCGACUGCAACAUUGUCCUCUCGAAAGUCUCCCGGCAAAGGCUACGCUUUCUGCAAGACAUUUUCACCACGCUGGUCGAUGCGCAGUGGCGCUGGACGUUGCUCGUGUUUGCGUUCAGCUUCAUCGGAUCGUGGCUGUUUUUCGGAGCUAUCUGGUGGCUGAUCGCGUUCACGCAUGGCGAUCUGGAGGAGAUGCAUUUACCGAAAAAUCAAGAGGAAUCGGGCUGGAAGCCUUGUGUGUUCAACAUCGAAUCGUACACAUCCGCUUUUCUGUUUUCGAUCGAGACGCAAACGACGAUCGGAUACGGUUACCGAACAACGACGGAAGAGUGUCCCGAAGCGAUCUUCAUCAUGUGCUUCCAGUCGAUCUACGGUGUCAUGAUGCAGGCGUUCAUGGUGGGCUUUGUGUUUGCGAAGAUGACCCGUCCGAAGCACCGCACCCAGACGCUACUCUUCUCGAAGCAUGCCGUCGUUUGUCAGCGGGACGGUGAGCUGAGUUUGAUGUUCCGCGUGGGGGAUAUGCGCAAGAGUCACAUCAUUGGAGCAAACAUACGUGCGCAGCUCAUCCGCACGAAGCUGUCCCGCGAGGGCGAAGUGAUGGCCCAGUAUCAGCACGAGCUGGAAGUGGGCGCGGAUCAUUGCGGUUCGGAUCUGUUCUUCAUCUGGCCGCAGAUUGUGACGCACCGGAUCAAUACGGAAUCUCCGUUUUACAACAUGUCGGCGUCGGAUCUGCUACAAGAUCGGUUCGAGAUUGUCGUCAUCCUGGAGGGUACGGUGGAGUCGACGGGCCAAUCGACUCAGGCGCGGUCGAGCUACGUCAACACGGAGAUCCUGUGGGGUCACCGGUUCGAGCCGAUCGUGUUCUACAACAAGGAGAACCAGGUGUACGAGAUCAACUACAGCAAGUUUAACGAGACGCACUCCGUCGAUACGCCGCUGUGCUCGGCCCGUGAGCUGGCCGAGUUUUACAAGUACCAGGACGACUAUCGCAACCAAGAUCAGUCUGAAGUGGGCUCGACAAAGUCAAUGUUUGAAAGACGUUGGCACCAGCAUUACACCAACACCGUCCGAACGCUCAGUUCGAUCUACGCAGAAGACGAACGCCAGUCGUCCGUGGGAGUCCAGGCGCGCUACCUGACAAUCCAGGGUGUCCCCCGGAGGCCCCGGUCCUACCAGCAGCUGGAGAGCAAUCUGCGCAAUCUCUUCAAUCCACCGUCGGUCACAGUUUCGCCCUCAUCGACCAGCUCCAUCCGUAUCGAGAGUCCGUAGCGAUGCGACACAGGUUCUGUGCGCGCUUUGGAACGGUCCAACUAGUCCCGGGUGUGCCGACGGUUCCGGCUCAGUUACCACUGGUUGCUUUUGUUUUGUUUUUUAGUGUAGUUGUAGUUUAACCUUCGUUGGGAUCCGUUCCGUUUUUAACGAUUGCAUCCUAUGAAUCUUGCGUAAUCAUCAUCUGCUGCAUAUUUAUGAUAGGCUUAGGCGCGUAACGAUACUCCUCCGAGACGUUUCAUUCCGUUGAAGGGGUGCGCUAGGCCCCCGUGUAUGAGUGUGAGAAUAAUCAUUCCCUGUAUUAAACGAUAUAAAUUCACAAAUUGAACUCAUUCAACGCUAA